CAGGUUCUCUUUAAGCGAAAACCGGUGCAGUUUCUGCCCCCGGCCGAGGUUGAGGAUGAUGACACUGAGGUCUGGCACAUUCCUCAGACUGGCGAGAUAUUUGCUUCGUACGAAGACUACUUGAACCGCAUGGAUUUCUACAAGCAGCGUCGGUUCAAUGACGAAAUCACAGGCCAUUCAGGUCUCACUUUCUUCGAGGCCUACACCAGCGAGCGUGCUGGUGGUCAAGAGGUAGAGGCUGCCUUCCCCGAGGCGCUCAAGGGUCCCAUCCUGCGCAAAGUCCAGUUCCAAACGAUUUCACGUCUCGAUAAUCUCGUCGACAUGGUGUUUGAUGAGUUCAAAGCCGACUUUUAUCCCGGGGAGGAUGUCUUUGUCACGCUGGACGAGUUCAAUAACGAGAGACGGGCUUGUCUCGUGCGAGAGAAGACGACCUUUGGUGCUAGGAUCUUGCCAGAUGGCUCGAGUUCUCUUCCGACCAGCCGUUAUCUAGUAGUCCUCGGCGGCGGCUCCGGCCAGGAGCAGAUUGUCACCGGCGACAACCUAAGCCGUGAGCGAGGCGCCUUCACCAAGUCUAUGCUUCGGUCCUUUCUGAAAAGAACGAUCCAUCGAGAGGCCUGGAACGGGGCCCCGUGGCUCGUCAAGGAUGAUUACGCCAAGCAAUAUCACAUUGAUACCAGGAUUCCCCCGCACCUUCGACACGAUACUAAGAUUCAAGAGCGCAAGCAGCUUCUGGCCCAGAAGCGUGAGCGUAGCUUGAUUCAAGACGCCAAUGGACACAGCCCGGCUGCGCAGACUGGACCAGUACGACUGCCCGAACUCAAACCCGCUCCCAAGAGCCACAAGGGAAAGCCGACCCCCGGCAGCGCGGCCAAGGGCCUCAAGUGGCCCACAGACAUGGCGCCCGACGGCAUCAAUGGCGCCGGCUUCACGAGAUACGACGACGAACGAGCUGCUCUACCACGUGAGCCGACUCCUCCGCCUCCUCCGCCUCCGCCGAAAUAUCCCAUCGAGGACUUGCAACUGGAGCCGCGGGAGGGUAACGUGCGACCCAAGCUCAAGUUCAUGUGCAAGAACCCUCCCGUUCAUCAGGAAAUCGACGACGAUGUCCACCGUCAAAUCGACAUGGAGACCGUCGGGCCUCUGCUGGAGACGUGGGAUACGCUCAAUGUUUACUGCGAAAUCUUCAAGCUCGAUUCCUUCACCUUUGACGACUAUAUCGAAGCCAUGCUGGUUGCUUCAAGCAGUAACCCGGUGCAGCUUUUCGACGAGAUCCAUUGCGCGGUGUUGAAGAUUCUGGUCGAUUCUGAGGCUGACGGAGGCAAGGUACGCAUUACGUUGCCAGAGGUAGAAGAAGACGACAGCGACAACGACGACGACGACGAUGAAGAGCAGGGUGAGGGCAGUCGACAGCAGAGCGCCGAGGUUGAUGAUAUCCCCGUCGCGAGGGCUACGCGCAGCAGUUUGGCAAAGCUCGAAGCGGAGAGGCUGGCCGCUGAAGCGGCAGCAGCCGAGGAGGAAAGUCUUCGUGCGGAGCUGGAGACAAAGAAUCGCGCCGAAGAACUCAUGAAAGAGUUUGACUGGAUCGAGCACCUGCGGCAGCGGAACUUCCAGAAGGGGGGCUGGCAGAGGAUUUUGGUUGGCCUACUGCAUCAGCUCUCCAAAAAGGAGCGCCUCCAGCGCGCAUGCGAGGAGCUGCUGCAGCAGCUGGUGCCUGCGGAGAUGGUGCCCUCCCCGGAGAAUGUGCAGCAGCAAUACGACAAACUGGACAUCAACUACCGUGUCAAGGCGCUGCAGAUCAUCUGCAUGCUGACGAUGGAGACAAAAGCCGUCAGGGGCUAUAUGGAGGACUGCAGCGAAACCAUGACCAAGUACCGCAAAGACAAGAUUGAGUGGCAGCGACAGCGGAAACAAGCUAUUGAGGAGCUCCGACAACUGAACGAACAACGCAAGUUGUUGAUGCCGGAGAACGAACCGGUGGUGGAGGCCAACGGUACUCCUGCCAAGGAGGAAAUCGACGUCAAAAUGGUCGACGCCGACGAAUCAAUCGUGAGCAGAGAUGAAGAAGGCGAGGACAGUCAAGAUGAGAAUUCUAGAAAAAAACGUCGAAGCCGCGUCUUGACGGACAAGAAGAAAAAGCACGAGGAAGAGGAGAAGCUCAAGAAGGCUAAAGAAAAAGCGCUGGAAAAGUCCAAGCCACAACAGUCGAAACAGUACAUCAAGCUCCUCAAGGACAUCCAGAAGAAGGAGGAGGUGAUCAAGAAGUGCGAGGAAGAAGUUGCCAUAAUCGACAAUGAUCUUCGGGAGGCUGACUGUCCGAGAACCCGUGUCCUUGGAAAAGACAGGUUCUGGAACCGUUACUACUGGUUUGAGAGGAAUGGCAUGCCGUAUGCCGGACUGCCCGACAGUUCCACGGCGCACGCCGCAUAUGCAAAUGGCUGCAUCUGGGUCCAGGGCCCCGACGACCUGGAGCGAGAAGGAUACAUUGAUCUUCCGGCUGACCUUCAGGCCGAGUACAAGGCCAAGUUCAACAUGACUGUCCCCGAGCGCAAGGCGAUGGAAGAGGGCGAAACCAGCGUCUUCAACGCGAGACAAUGGGGCUACAUUUCGGACCCGGAUGACCUGGAUCGACUCAUUAGAUGGCUGGAUCCUCGAGGUUUUAACGAGCUCAAGCUACGAAAGGAGCUUGUGGCCUACCGUGACCGGAUAGCCAAGCAUAUGGAGAAUCGGAAGAAGUAUCUCUCAAGCAGCGAUGCUGAGGGCGACGAAGGCGACAAAAAGGAGGAGCCGAAACGAGUCAGCUCAAGGAUCCGGGAGAAGACGCCCGAGCCCCCGAGCUAUCGCUGUCAGCAAUGGGAGAACACAAUGGCUUUGGAAGACCUGGGCCACCUACACGGCGACCCGCCACCGCCACCACGGUCGAAGAAACAAGCAAAGAAGCGGGAGGCGGUGGUCGAGGCCGCACCGAGACCUGCGACGAAGGCGCGACGCAAGUGA
This is a messenger RNA of Trichoderma reesei QM6a, 2994 nucleotides long. RefSeq lists its product as uncharacterized. Lineage: Eukaryota; Fungi; Ascomycota; Sordariomycetes; Hypocreales; Hypocreaceae. The transcript is spliced from 6 exons. The annotation marks the transcript as partial. The record is from RefSeq and is a predicted model, not a curated record.